AUGAAUUCACAAGAGAGGGUGGAUUUUCAACUUGAACAUCUCAAUCAGUCUAAAUUCAAGGAUCACUACACACCAAUACCUUGUAAUGAUCACAGCCAAGGUAAAAACGUUGAUAUGUUGUACAAAUGCGUCGUUUGUAAUGAAAUUAGAAAUGGUACAACACCCAAGAACUUGGUACAUAAUUGCCAAGUAGCUUCUGAUCAACCAUCGACAAAGAAAGAAUUUUAUAAUUCAUUGUCGAAGUUUAUCAUUCAAAACAACCUCGCAUUUCAUGUCGUUGAUGGAGACAGCCUGUGGAUAUUAUUGGAUGUGGUUAACAGGUAUAUAGGUGGCACAAAUGGUUUGAGAAUCACUUCUGUCACUAUGAAAACAAAGAUAAAUGAGAUAUAUUCCGAUACCAAAACACAUAUUAGUGAAUUGGUAAAGAAUUUGCACAAUAUUACAAUCACAUUGGAUGGAUGGGAAGCAAACAACAAUGAUAGAUUCUUGGGGAUCACAGUCCAUGGUCUUUUAUUUGACAUGACGCAAAAGGCUCAUAGAUUUUAUGCUACCCUUGGUUGUAAUCAUUUCACUAGCAACCACACUGCUGUCAACACUGUCGAAAAGAUCAAACAAGUUGUGAAAGAAUUCAAUCUUGAUCUUACUAAGGUAGACAUGGUUGUAACAGACAACGCAUCUGUUAUGAACAAAACAAGGGAGUUGCUAAUCGCUGACUUCCCCCAAGCCAAACAUCAAGGUUGUCUUGCCCACUCCCAUCAACUUAUUGUUGGUGAGUUUCUAAAGCUCAAGCAAGUUGAAGAUAUCAAAUCAAUCUAUUCUGGAAUUUCCAAACACUUCAAGCACUCUGGGCUGGCAUACGAAUCUCUUUGGGGUAUGACCAAGGAAGAUGAACCAUUGGUCAGAUUUCCUAAACCUACCGUGGUUAGGUGGGGAUCAUGGUAUGAUAACCUUGAAAAAUUGAAAAAGUCUAUUCCUUCUUUGAAUAGAUAUAUUCAAAAGAAACAAUUAGAACCAACAAAAUCUCAAGGACUAGUCAUUAUCACACCUGCAAUAGAGACUCAAAUUGAUCUCAUAUUGGGCCAAUUAAAGACUGCAAGAGAAAUAACAACCCAAAUUCAGGGUCGAUCAAUUUCAGUCUCGGAUGCUUUACCGUUCUUGAAGAGGCUAGAAGAUAAUGGUCGUGAUUUUAAAGAUAGACCUGAUCCUCUUGACUGGUGGAACGAUCAAAAGAACGCAAACUGGGUGGAACCACUCAAAGAAUAUGCACUAUAUGUCCUUGCCCUUUGUUGCACUUCAGUCGAGUCUGAGAGGCUGUUUUCGUUUGGUGGUAAAAUAGUGAACAAAUCAAGAUCCUCCCUUUCGCCUUCAGCAACACAUCAACUCUCUUUAUGUAAAUCAAAUCAACACUUAUGUAUCUAUGAUCAAUUUAUACACAAUAAACCUCCUUAA
Messenger RNA from Cavenderia fasciculata, 1449 nucleotides. RefSeq lists its product as uncharacterized. Gene Ontology annotation, molecular function: protein dimerization activity. The record is from RefSeq and is a predicted model, not a curated record. NCBI's taxonomy places the organism in Eukaryota, Evosea, Eumycetozoa, Acytosteliales, Cavenderiaceae. The transcript is spliced from 3 exons. Bases 1 to 1449 code for a protein of 482 amino acids.